CUGUCGUAAAAGAUGGCUCAAUGCAAUCCCUCGUAGUGAUUUAGUGGUUACAAAAUACACUCGAGUAUGUAAUUUGCACUUUGCUGAGGGCAGCAUCAUUUGGGAAUCCACCUUCCAUGACGAAAAGACAGGAUAUAUCAAGAAGAAGAAGCCGAGAUGAGAAAUUGAGGGACAAGGAACAAGAACAACUACUUAAAGCACUGCAAACUAGCAUUGAUGAUUAUUCCUCCUAUCAAAAAUCAACUUGUUUUCAAAAUUAUUCAGACUUUCUCACAGUUUUCAGUUCAUGGCAAUGUCCAUAUGGGUGGCAUAAAAUUGUUCAGGAUAAAGUUACUUUGUUUAAGUUAGAAUAUAAACCAGCACCCAUCAUAACUCACUCUGUAAUUGUUGAUAAAGAUCUCAAUGUAAAAACGUAUAUGUACUCCCAAGAAUUGUUACUCAACUCAGGUAAUAUUAAAACUCCAUUUUGA
Acanthoscelides obtectus is the source of this 470-nucleotide messenger RNA. Lineage: Eukaryota; Metazoa; Arthropoda; Insecta; Coleoptera; Chrysomelidae. The record is from the annotation of a GenBank genome assembly.